AUGUACGACGGAAGCGAGUUUGUGGCCCUGAAGUACCCCGUGAACCGAGAAGAGGAAGAGUUCUGCCAGGCCUUGCAGGGCCAGUUGUGCCUGGGCGUGCCGAGGAUAUUCGACAUGGGCUGGCACUCGGAGGAAUGCUACGUGGUGGUGCAGCUUCUCGGGGCGCCCGUGUCCAGACUCUUCGAGUUACUGGCACCGUGGGACGUUGGCGUCAAGUGGCAGGUCCUCAGGGUCCUGGGACGGCAGCUGGUGCGCCGGCUGCGGGCGGUCCACCGCAUGGGCUUCGUCCACUGCGACGUCAACGCGUCCAACAUACUGCUCGGCGGCGAGGAGACGUGGGCCCUCCCAGAGCCCAGGGGUGCCGCUCAGGGCCCCAGCGAGCCGCACGGCCCUGGCGAGGCCGAGGAUCCCCAAGAGGUGGCGCUUGGGUGCAGGCCUUUCCUGAUCGACUUCGGCUGCGCGAGGAGAUUCCCCGACGGCGAGCCGAUGCUCCCCUACUGGGGCUCGAUCGACUACACCUCCAUCAACGCGCUCACCUCGGAGUGCUGCCGCGGCCCCCACGACGACCUGGAGUCCCUGGGCUGGCUGCUGCUGCACGGCCUGUUCCGUGAGCUGCCCUGGACGCAGUGGGUCCAGGCCGCGUGGAGCGCGAACGGCGUGGGCGAGGCCAGCAUGACGCCGGCGUGCCAGCAGGUCCGCCUCGCCAAGGUGGCGCUGCUGGAGCUGGGGCACGGGGCGUUCGAGCCGCGCUGGGCGCACCUGGCCGAGCUCCCGGCCGAUCUGUGCCUCUACUUGCGCCGCUGCCGCGCGCAGGCCGCCGCUGCCGCUGCCGCGACGGAGCUGGAGCCCGUGCGGCCCGCUGGUCUGGGCAGCCGGGGUGCGGGCGCCGCGCGGGCGCUGGCGGCGGACCACGAGGUGCUCCUGCAGAUCCUCGGCUGCCCAGGCGGGCUGGACGACCACGACGCCGAGCGGCUAACGUCCAGUUCCUGCGGGACUUCCGACUCGGCCCGUGCGCGAGGGCGCUGGCCAGCGGCGCGGAGGAGGCCGCCGACGGCGAGGAGCCGGCGAGGAGCUGCUUCGCAUGCAUCCGUGGACGGCGGGGGCGCCAGCAGCCCCGGCGCGCCGCCCAGCGCUUUGGGUUGGCCGCCGUGA
Prorocentrum cordatum is the source of this 1152-nucleotide messenger RNA. The record is from the annotation of a GenBank genome assembly. NCBI's taxonomy places the organism in Eukaryota, Dinophyceae, Prorocentrales, Prorocentraceae.